Peronospora belbahrii is the source of this 435-nucleotide messenger RNA. The record is from the annotation of a GenBank genome assembly. NCBI's taxonomy places the organism in Eukaryota, Oomycota, Peronosporomycetes, Peronosporales, Peronosporaceae.
AUGCUGGGCAAACGUUGCGCAUCGGAAAUGGAGGCAUGCCUCACCGAAUACUAUCGCCAGGAAUGCCUGCGUGCUCUGUACGCCAAGCAAGAACGGCCACGCGAUUGCACCUGGGUGAACAAGAAUAUGAUGGCCAAGCCUCCUCGGAGAGCACGCAAGGGCGUAUCGUUCGCUAUGGCUCCUGAGAUCAUUGGCAGCGCUGAUCCGGCCGUGGAUCGCGUUCCAUUCGAUGGUUCUCCAGUCUCCAAGCUCGAGUUAAUCGUCCUGCUUUCGCAGCGCACGUUCCCCCGUCCAGGCUUAGACGAAAUUACCGACCACGCAGUGUAUCCGACAACCAGUACGCCAGAAAGUAGGCGUGCAAAAUCGAUAAGACCACAAUGCGCUGGACAUACUCUUCCACUCCAGGUCCUGGAAGACGAGAUGUGUCACCAUUGA